Molecule: messenger RNA, 1542 nt
Organism: Symbiodinium sp. CCMP2592
Lineage: Eukaryota; Dinophyceae; Suessiales; Symbiodiniaceae
Source: the annotation of a GenBank genome assembly
AUGCCACCGAUCCUUCGCAGAGCAAUUCGCUCGGCGCAGAGACGAGUGCUGUCCUUCUUCGAUGGCAACAAUGCCCAGGCGGAAGACAACCCAGAGCCUCUCCUGGACGUUGUUCAGCAGUACCCUACGGAGGCGGCAUGGUUCAUCAAGGUCGUGAUGUUUUACGGCAGCGUCUCGAGCCUGGUGACCGUUUUCCCUUGUUGCCUCUUCUUGAUGGUCUACUGGAGCCCCUGCAGGCUUUGCAACCGACCACUGCGAUGUUGGCUUGCGCUGCACUGCAUCCUGCAGCUCCUGCAAGCCCCGGUUCGCAUGGUCUUCUACUACAGAGUGCGGGAAAUCCAGAGACUGAACGGAGACCUCCAGGAGUGUGUCCGUCAGCUCACCCAAGCACCUGCUUGGAGAACUAGCAAGGCAGUGUCGAUAACGAGCUAUGCCUGGUUCGUGCUGGGGGUGGUGUGGCUGCUGAACUCCAGCUACUGCGAACCUUGCCCUUGGCUAUACAGGUUGUCCCUUAUGGUGGUCGUCUUCUCCUUCUUGAAGCUGCUCAUAACACUAGUAGUCUUCAAUCGAUGCUUUCCGGUGAGAGGGGAGGCAUCCACGCAGCACAAGCCCCGGGGAGCCCCACAGGAGCUCAUUGAUGCCCUGCCCGUGCACGAGUUCGGUUCCGAGGAGCCGGCCGGCCAGGAUGAUGAUUGCUGCGCAGCACCGGCUGAAGCUCAUCACCGCCGCCAGGCAGGCGAGCGGCGGCGGGAGAGCAGCUGUGCGGUUUGUCUUUGUGACUUCGAGCGAAAGGACCUAGUGCGUCGCCUACCUUGCAAUCACGUUUUCCAUCAAAGCUGCAUCGAUCGAUGGCUCCGACGGAACCAGGUCUGUCCCCUGUGUCUCCGGGAGGUCAAGGCACCUUCCGAAACAUCCCUGGCACGAAGCUCGAAGCAGCUGCAUCCGCUGCCUCGAUCUGGCCUUGCCAACGGCAAGGCGGCAGCUCCAUUGCCCAAAAGGCAGGUGGACGUGACCCUCGACAAGGAGUCUCUGAAGCCAGCGGAUUCGUGCUGGAAUUGUGGCAACAGGUUCAUGCCGGACUCAGAGUUUUGCCGGAGAUGCGGCACGAAGCGGGACAUGGUACCUGUGGUGCAAGCGGACAGGUUUGGCUUCGCGAAUGUGCCCGGGGACGACGGCAGGUCGCUGCAAAUCACUUGGAUUGAUCCUGAGGGCCUUCUCGCCAAGUGGAAUGCGGAGCAUCCAGACGUUCAGGUCAACGAGGGGGAUCAAGUUGUCGCCGUGAACAGCUUCACGGAGGAUGUGGAGGCCAUGCGAACCCAGUUGCAGCAGAGCCGCAUCAGAAUGGCCGUCAAGGUGUUCGAGGUGCCUGACGCACCGGGGGAGCCUGACAUUGGCCGUUUGGACAAUGCCACACGACUCGUGCUGCCGAAGACAGCGACAGCGCCAGCAAGCGACUUGCUGGCACGCUGCCGGGACAGUGGAAGCAUGUACAUGACGGAUCCACGGUUCCCUCAGCGAUGUCGAGGGCGCACAGAGGGUUGA